AUGGGUUUCGAGGCCGGUGAUGCUAAGAAGGGUGCCAACCUCUUCAAGACCCGUUGCGCUCAGUGCCACACCCUGAAGGCCGACGAGGCCAACAAGGUCGGCCCCAAGCUUCACGGCCUCUUCGGCCGCAAGUCCGGCCAGGUCGAGGGCUUCUCCUACACCGACGCCAACAAGCAGAAGGGCGUCACGUGGGACGAGAACUCUCUGUUCGACUACCUCGAGAACCCCAAGAAGUACAUCCCGGGUACCAAGAUGGCCUUCGGUGGUCUCAAGAAGCCCAAGGACCGCAACGACCUGAUCACCUUCCUCAAGGACGAGACCGCAUAG
Messenger RNA from Lasiodiplodia theobromae, 327 nucleotides. RefSeq names its product Cytochrome c protein. Gene Ontology annotation, cellular component: mitochondrial intermembrane space. Gene Ontology annotation, biological process: mitochondrial electron transport, cytochrome c to oxygen; mitochondrial electron transport, ubiquinol to cytochrome c. The coding region runs from base 1 to 327 and encodes 108 amino acids. The record is from RefSeq and is a predicted model, not a curated record. Lineage: Eukaryota; Fungi; Ascomycota; Dothideomycetes; Botryosphaeriales; Botryosphaeriaceae. The transcript is spliced from 4 exons. Gene Ontology annotation, molecular function: electron transfer activity; heme binding.